Molecule: messenger RNA, 1224 nt
Organism: Nicotiana tabacum (common tobacco)
Lineage: Eukaryota; Viridiplantae; Streptophyta; Magnoliopsida; Solanales; Solanaceae
Source: RefSeq, a predicted model, not a curated record
AUGGCAGCAUCUCACAACUUCCGCUAUGGUUGGAGAUGGUCCUUUGCCGGUAGCGGGUUUUUGGCUUUGCCACUACUUGUGCUGUCUUUCUUUCUUAGUGAAACCCCGAGGUUUCUCAUUAAGAAAGGGAGUAUGGAGGAAGCAAAAGCAUCCCUUAAGACGUUGAGGAAAUUUGGAGCAGAAGCAGAGCUGCAGAUGUUGGCAGACCUGAUUGAAAAUGAAGGCAAGGGGACAAGGAAGAAACUGUCACGCUCGCCCUUUUUGCUGCUCAACAUAGCAGCUCAAAUUUUUCAGCAAGUGUCGGGCUUAGAUUCAAUCCUCUUCUUUGGACCAUUCAUUCUCCGGUCAGCUAGAUACGCUUAUAAUGCCUCCUUCGUCUCUCCGCUCAUUGCCGGAGUUAUUCGGGCUGGAGUUGUUGGACUCACUUAUCCGAGUUAUAGUUACUUCGGACGACGGAGGACUCUAGUCUCAGCAUGUUUAGGCAUGGUUGUGGCACAGGUUUCCUUGUUGGGUCUCUUUCUUUUGGUAGGAGACCCUAUCUUUCAACUGAGCCAAAAGAGUGCCUAUGUUGGCAUGGCAUUUGCCAUCCUCCUCAUAGGCUGCUACUCAAUGUUCUCGGGGCCUUCUGAGUGUACUGAAGAAUCAUACGCCGAAGAGAUUAGAGUGUUAGGUUCAUGCUGGGAGACGAGCAUAUCUUUGCUCAUGUCUCUAAUCAUGAAUCCGGCCAUUUUGCUGCUUAUGUGUGCGCUCAAGGCCUGGAUAUUCAUGCUAUUUGCCGCUCUGACACUGGGAGUGUGCUUCUCCAUUUAUAAGUUUUUGCCCGAGCGAAAAAAGAAAGAAGGCGAAGGAGUUGAGGAAGAUCUCUUCAAACAACAUUGGUUUUGGAAGAGAUUUCUAUCAAAAGAUUGCAAUGUUGAAGCCGUGAUGGAAGCAGCUAGCACGCAGUCUAUGUGCAAAUUAUUGUUGAGGUGUACAACAAAGCAAUCGCUGAUGAUGGGGAAGGCUGUGAAAGCAACAACUAUUCAUGGAGAUCUUUGUGAUUGUGUGGACAUCUACCAGCAACCAACUCUUUUGCAUCCAAAAUUGGGCCUAGAAAGAAUUAAGAUGAUCAUCGCGAAGGAGCUUGAAAGACAAAAGGAAGGAAAAUCGGGAGGUUUCAAGGCUGGGGAAUAUUGGUUGAAUAAGGAAGGAUGCCAAUUGGAACUGUGCCUAUACGCAAAAUGA